Messenger RNA from Anneissia japonica, 2621 nucleotides. Its product is annotated as serine protease HTRA2, mitochondrial-like. Gene Ontology annotation, molecular function: serine-type endopeptidase activity; protein binding. The record is from RefSeq and is a predicted model, not a curated record. Gene Ontology annotation, biological process: positive regulation of apoptotic process; programmed cell death; proteolysis. Lineage: Eukaryota; Metazoa; Echinodermata; Crinoidea; Comatulida; Comatulidae. The transcript is spliced from 6 exons.
AUGAGGAUAAAAACACUUCCUUAAUUGAAACUAGGGAAAUCAUCUCAGUUGAGGCUAGGUGAAUGGGUGGUUGCUAUGGGAAGUCCUUUGUCACUAAGCAACACAAUAACAGUUGGGAUUGUGAGCGCUGUUAGCCGUACAAACAAGGAACUUGGAUUAAACAAAUACAUAGAUUAUGUUCAAACUGAUGCGGCAAUCACGCUUGGUAACUAAGGAGGUCCACUGGUAAAUCUGGAUGGUGAAACUAUCGGUAUCAACACCAUGAAAGUUAAAGCUGGAAUUUCUUUUGCCAUACCUAUCGAUUAUGCUUUAGAUUUUAUUGAAGAAAGCAAAAAAUUAAGUAAAAGAAAUGCAUUCAAAAGGUCCCAGAAGUAUUACUUGACCAUCACUAUGAUGUCAUUAACACAGCAGAUUAUAAUUGAACUAAAGCAACGAUCACCAGAUUUUCCAGAUAUUCAGUAUGGAGUUCUUGUUUAUGACGUCACCCAAGGAUCAUCUGCCCACAGAAGUGGCUUAAAACCUGGUGAUAUUAUUACACACAUUGAUAAGCAAGAGAAAUCGUUCGAGGUCAAAAGGUCAUGCAAUUAACAGUUACGCCUGAAAUUGUUUAAAUGAGAAAGUGCAGCAAUGCCCAUAAAUAUAAGGUGAAGCAAAUGGCGCAUUAUAUUGUUAAACUUCUUGUUUUAAUAUUCUAAAUAUAUUAGUAAAAUGUCAAUCAACAUUGAAGCGAUGUUUGAAAAAACUUGUUUUGAAAUUCUGUAAUUCUGGUUUUUUUUUCAAUUCAUGAAUAAUAGAUUAAAAACUUUGGAUGAAAUCUAGAAAAAGCUGCAGUACAUAUUAAGUGCAAGAAGUAAACACAAAUAUUGUAUGAAGAAAAUACAAAAGAAUGGCUGAAUUCAAAAGAAGGAGCGUGUGGUGCAGUGUAUACUAAAGACUAAUGAUUGGGAGUUCCAGACCGACGCUUGUUGCAUUGCAUUGUGUCCUUGGACAUGGCACUUUAUUUAUGUUUGCCUCUCUCCACUUUUGAGUUUAAUGGGUACCUAGUAGGAUAGUAUGGCAUUGAACUUAUGUGCUGGUUUGUCAAGGUCUCCAGUGACAAAUACUGAUGCCAGCACCCUUGUAUUAUCUCUGGAAUAUGAAAGGGACCAUAUAAAUUCGGAUUCUAAAAAAAAACGUCAGCUGGCACACUCAGCAAGUCAAUCUCCACAUUCCGUGAGGUCUUGACGUUGCAAUGGUGUUCUAGCCCUGCUACUGGGUGUAUCGAUUUUACAAUCUCUGCUCAAAUUCACUUUUUCUGCUGGUACAACCAAUCGUACACAACUUGCAACUUCCUUCACUUCCUGGGGAGUACUAUAUUCAUAGUUAUGUUUGGUUCAGUACCAUCAAUUUCAUUCCAAAUCAUCCACCUCCUCCUAGCUACCCAUUAUACCCCUGUGUGAAGAGAGGCAAAUGUAGAUACCUGAAAAUUGUCCUGCCCAAGACACAGGCAGUGUGAUAGUGAUGGCUGUCGAACUCAUUGGAUUGAAAGCUCAAGCCUUACACGCUGUGACAAAGCCAAAGUGUAAUACAGUGACACUAAAAAUCUUGAAAUGGGGUGGGGAGUGAUGGGACGUACUAAUAAUGAAGUGGGGAGCGAUGAUUAAAUGGGGGGGGGGCGCUACCUUGCAAAAUAUGGGUGAUAUGAGGUGAUAUUUAAUGAAUGCUAUCUGUUUAGACUGCGGACCAGUUUGGUUGCAAUGUACAGUAUUUAAUAUCUAUAAAAAUUGAAAUUGAGUCUUUGUUCACACACGGCAGCUACGGUUAGCAGGAUGCGGAUUACAAACAUGAUGCGCUCACCCGUUUGUUCAUACAAGAAAUCUCCGAUCUAGAUGACAAGAAGAUGAUGAUCGGAUCAGUGAUCAAUAGGGAAUGGGAAAUUGCAAAUGAUUGGUUAGUGAUAGAAACUUGCAACCGAAAGCACUCGCUGACCGUUAGCGUAUACGGAUCCUAGCAACGGUUGACACUAACUGAUUGGGCUUCUCACACAUUUGCUAAGGGUCAGCGCUAAUGGUUAGCUCCCGAUCCGGAGCUCUUGUGUGAACCUGACCUUAGUGUUAUGUUUUUAUUAAUUACUAUUAAAAUAUUUACUAUUCUUACUCUUUACAAUAAAUAGGCUUAUAAUAUCAGUUACCAGUGAGAAUUUUAAGUUUGUUAAACUUUGAAUUUAAGCUCGUUUCUUGUAUGUUAUGUCUGCCUAGGCUUCCCUUGUCAGAUUGACAUAAAUAAAAGCAUGGUUUUGCUUUCUCAACAUUCUCUUUAUUACAGGACACAUUUAUCAGUAUUAGGUUAUACUCAGUAAUUCACAUAAACUGACUGAAAACCUACGAAAUGUGUUCCAUACAUCGCGGCCGAACUUGUUCACUGCCGAAACGGUGCUACACUUGUUUUUUUUUUUUCUUUGAACAUUUGCAAUGGGGUUGAUUAGGGGCUGGGUGUUUUGUGCGCCGGGUGUUUUGUGCGCCGGGUGUUUUGUGCGCCGGGUGUUUUGUGCGCCAAUUCAGUAAUAUGCCUGUACUCUUUCACAGUGUGGUUUGGUUUUCUGGCUAAAGGGCAAUCUGAAUAAAGCGUUCUUGUAAAGCGUU